CCCAUAAUCAAAGAUUUUUUGCUUACUUAUCUGCUUUCACAGGAGGUAUGCUAGUUUUAGUUUUUGGAGGGAAUUAUUUUGUAAUGUUUGUGGGUUGGGAAGCAAUUGGGGUAUUCUCCUAUUUGUUAAUUAAUUUCUAUUUUACAAGAAUACAAGCAAACAAAGCAGCUAUAUUGGCCUUUACUAUGAAUAGAACAGGGGAUAUGAUAUUAAGUAUCGGUUUCUUUGCCUUAUUUGGUUUAUUUGGGACUCUUAAUUACGAGUCUAUUUUUU
Mycena citricolor is the source of this 273-nucleotide messenger RNA. Lineage: Eukaryota; Fungi; Basidiomycota; Agaricomycetes; Agaricales; Mycenaceae. The record is from the annotation of a GenBank genome assembly.